AUGGCGGAAGGGUGUGUGUGUGUGUGUGUGUGUGUCUUCCACAGGGAGGACGUGGGAUGGUGGCGGAGUUGGCUGCAGCAGAGCUACCAGACCGUCAAGGAGAAGUCCUCUGAAGCCUUGGAGUUUAUGAAGAGGGACUUGACAGAGUUUACCCAAGUAGUACAGCAUGACACAGCCUGCACCAUCGCAGCCACAGCCAGUGUGGUUAAGGAGAAACUGGCUACUGAAGGCACCUCCGGAGCAACAGAGAAAAUGAAGAAGGGACUGUCUGACUUCCUAGGGGUGAUCUCUGACACCUUUGCUCCCUCACCAGACAAAACUAUUGACUGUGAUGUCAUUACCCUGAUGGGUACACCUUCUGGCACAGCUGAACCCUAUGAUGGCACCAAGGCUCGCCUCUAUAGCCUGCAGUCUGACCCGGCAACCUACUGCAAUGAACCAGAUGGGCCCCCGGAAUUAUUUGAUGCCUGGCUUUCCCAGUUCUGCUUGGAGGAGAAGAAGGGGGAGAUCUCAGAGCUCCUUGUAGAAAGCCCCUCCAUCCGGGCCCUCUACACCAAGAUGGUCCCAGCAGCUGUCUCCCACUUCGAAUUCUGGCAUCGGUAUUUCUAUAAAGUCCAUCAGCUGGAACAGGAACAAGCACGGAGGGAGGCCCUGAAACAGCGGGCAGAACAAAGCGUCUCUGAAGAACCUGGCUGGGAGGAAGAGGAAGAGGAGCCUGUGGGCAUGUCCCCCACAUCUCCAAAAGAAGCAAAAGUUCCUAGUACCAGGACUCCCUCAUUCCUCAAAGGAGAAGGACCUGGUUCCCAGAGCCCCUGUGAGGAAACACUGGUGCGCUCAGGUGAGCCUCCAGCAGAGGUGACUCCUUCAGAGAGCAGCGAGAGUGUCUCCCUCGUGACGCAGGUGGCCAAUCCUCCCCCUGCCCCUGAGGUGCCAGUGCUACCCAAGGACCUGUCCCAAAAACUUCUGGAGGCGUCUUUGGAAGAACAGAGCCUGCCUGUGGAUGUAGGCGAGACUGGACCCCCACCCUCUGCUCAGCCGAAGCCUCAUGCCCCUGCUGGUCGCUUCAGUGGUGCAGAACCCAGGCCUGCAGCCAGAGUAGAGACUCUGAAGGAGGAGGUGCUCUCAGACUUACGGGUGUUCGAGCUGAACUCAGACAGCGGGAAGUCUACCCCAUCCAACAAUGGAAAGAAAGGCUCAAGCACAGAUAUCAGUGAGGACUGGGAGAAGGACUUUGACUUGGACAUGACUGAAGAAGAAGUACAGAUGGUACUUUCCAACAUGGAUGCCUCAGGGGAGCUGGAAGAUGCCGAGUGGGAGGACUGGGAAUGAGGGAAGCCAAACUGCUCCCUCCUACCCACAGCACCUCCCACCAUCCUCACUCGUCUCAGACCAGCCCUGGAAGACACUGAGAAUGUUCCCCAAAUGGCCUCAACCACAGCUCUGGUCCCCAUUCCUGGGUUGAUUCUGGAUUGUCACAAUUUCUGGCCUCUGCUCACAUCUGUAAAUGGACUCACUAAAUCCAGACCAGAAACCCUGACUUGUGCCAACCAUAAGAUACUGAAGGGGAGAAUAUGUGCCCUUUCACCAGAAGAGCCUGCUGAAUACCCAUUGUUCUUGGAACAUUUUCUGGAAGUCCCAAAGGAAUAACUCUAGCCCUCUGCCUGUGUAGACUAAACCACCAGUGUCCUGAGAAAACCAAGAGAUGCACUGUCCAUCUAUGAGCAGACAAGGAGGGCAUGUCAUUUCCCCUUGGCUAGAGAGAUGGCAAGCUCAUCUCACCUUAUCCCUUCUGCGGGGUAAGAGGCACUCAGCGCUGGGUAUCCUCCCUUCCCUCCCAGCUAUUUUCCAUUCCUGGUAGGGUUUCUUAUGAUACAGACUCUAGAGACCAAACCCUGAGUUCCCACACCUUUCCAGCCCAGGCUUGUAUAUUCCCUAUACUUCCUAGGGCUUCUUCGUGUCAGACACACCCAAGUCCUUAGCCCAGCUGUGCCACCUGCAAGAGAUUGCUCUUGUAUUUCCUUCCCUCCCCACACAGGGAGGAGGCCACUUCUGGCCUUUCUGUGCAUUGCCCAGUAGGAUUCUUUGUCCAACCAGCUACCACCUCAACUCCCCUGUAGCCUAGGACACAAGCCGGCUUGAAGCGGUACAGAGCAGUGAUCAAAGCCGAGCUCUUACAGCUCUGGUAACCCCACCUUCUCCCUCCGCCUCAGCCUUUCUACUUUCCGAAGGGACCCAGAAGUGGGGGAGCUUCCUAAGACUGGUCUGCAAAAGCUCUUCCUCCUGAAGACAGAGCAGCCUGUGGCUCUUGCACCCUCAGCUCUGGUAAAACUGCACCUCUCUGGGGGACUGAGGGGCUGCAGAGACCCUGGAGACCCUGGUGCUUCUGAUGCUGCUCUGGUGAUUCUUGUAUAUAAUCUGGUGUGUUCCCAUGAGUUAAAGGGAUGCUGAGAGAGGCAGUCAUUUCCAUGGCAGACCUUCAGUAAGGGCUGAGAUGGAAAAAUGCUGAAUCUUUUUUUUUUUUUUUUUUGAUGGGAUGGGUUUUUCCUCUUUAUAAUUAUUUCUUUGGUUUAAUCUUUUGGUUGUUUGUGCAAUAUUAUAUAUUUUAAAUUAUAAUGCAUCUUCCCAGAGUAUUUUGUAGCCAGGAAAAGAAAAAAAAAGGAAAAAUUCUAACAGCUGUUAGUUUUGUAAUUAAAAAAGAAAAAAGAACUUUGUCCUGAACCUUUUCCAGAUUUGCCAUUAACAGCAUUAAAGAAAUUCAAAAGAAGCUAGAAGGUGUCUGGGGGUCUUUUCUUGUGCUCUGUGCAGCAGGGGCCCUGGAGGCAGGACUGGGCACUCUUGCUGGCACCUGAGACCCCAGGAAGGGACAGUCUGGAUUCUGAGUAUAACCCCUUGCCCUUUUUACUGGCUUCUCUUUUUGGGAUAAGGGACAGGGCCCCAAUAGGCCUCUUACUGAGACAAUGAGUCAGGAGCUUCUGCUUUUAUUUGGAAAGGAAGUUGCAGCAAAAGUGUGGGUUUCAGUUGCUCUGUCAUUUUUCUGCUCUCCUUGCCUCUCCUUCCCGUGUUUGAUUCUGGGGUCCAGUUUUAAUUAGCUUUAGUUAAGCACCAGUAUGAAAAUCACCUGUCAGGGCUCAUAAAAAUGAAAUCUGAGACCCUUUGGUCCAUGGAUCUUUUUAAGGGAAAGAGGAGCAAGGCUAGAAAAGGUAUAAAUCAGCUUUUGGAUAAGUAAACUGAAAGUGUAAAAUAUAUAUCACCAUUUUAGAAGCAAGUUUUUGGAUUUGCUUUCUCCCCUUGCUUUAUUGGGGAGGACUUGCCAUUGCAUUUAUCAAGUGCUUGCUAGCCAUGGAUGCCAACUAACUUCUUCAAUUGAAGGCCGGAGGAUCAUGUCUGGUUCCAGGAGUCGCUUGAGCAGGUCCUGGCAUUCGGCCGAGAUACCAAGAUGAGUAGGGAAGGACACCCCCCUCUGCUGCUGCCACAGCAUCUUGGGAAUGUCUGUGUCGUCAAAAGGUAGGCUGGCACAGAGCAUGACGUACAGGACCACGCCCAUGCUCCACACGUCGCCCUUCUUGCUAUCGUGAGGAAUCCCCUGCAGCACCUCAGGGGCGGCGUAGGCUGUGCUGCCGCAGAAGGUCUGGCUCAACUCUCUGCGUGACUUGGGCAACACCUUGGCGAAGCCAAAGUCAGUCAGCUUCAGGUUGAAGCCCUGCAACAAAGCGUUCUCACACUUGAGGUCCCGGUGGGCCACACCACAGCUGUGGCAGUAGCGAAUGGCCUCAACCAUCUGGCGGAAGAGGGCCUUGGCCCGGCUCUCAGGCAGCGGCCCUUCAUUCAGCACGCAGUCAAAAACAUCCCCUCCCUCUGCCAGCUCCAUCACCAGGUAGAUUUUCCCAUCAGAAGAUUCCAGCAUCUCGUACACCUGAAUGAUGUUCUUAUGGUUCAGGGUACGGACAAUCUGGAGUUCCCGAGGCAGAAAUCUCUGGAUAAACUCUGAGAAAAUAAGGGAAAAGAAAGGGUCUCAAAUCGAGAA
Messenger RNA from Suncus etruscus (white-toothed pygmy shrew), 4024 nucleotides. It is a transcript of the gene BSDC1, whose product is annotated as BSD domain containing 1. Bases 1 to 1329 code for a protein of 442 amino acids. The transcript has 11 exons. Gene Ontology annotation, cellular component: cytoplasm. The record is from RefSeq and is a predicted model, not a curated record. Lineage: Eukaryota; Metazoa; Chordata; Mammalia; Eulipotyphla; Soricidae.